AUGUACCCCCUCAUUGGCUCACUCCCGCUCCCAGAAGUGGCCGACACCAUGUACCGCCCUGUUUAUUUGUACGACUGUUUCCCCUCAUUAGCCCCGGGGCAGAGCUGCACCCGUGGCGCUAAGACGUCCAGCUCUCGGCUGCUGGACUUGACAACAUGGCGACGGCUGCCUUUCAUGCCUCAAAUUAAGGAAGAACAGGCCUGGCCCCUUGUGAGCCGACCUCCGGGAAAACGAGGACGCAUAGGACGAAGAGGAGAACCUGGGCCGCCUGGUCCUCUCGGGCUGGAUGGGAAACCAGGUCUUCCAGGUCUUAAGGGGAGUCAGGGACCAGCUGGGCCCAAGGGAGAAAAGGGCGACAGAGGAGAUGUGGGGCCAAGGGGUCCUCCAAACUACAGCACCUUGGCCAAUCUGCAGAGUAACCAGAUUCUGACCGUGAAGAUGGUCUUCCCUCGACAUGACCACGGCUUUAUCGCUGGAGAACAGGCCAGCAGCUUUCAGAGACGAUUUCUGAAGGGUGACCAGGGCCAGGCGGGACCUCCAGGGGCCCCAGGUCUCCCCGGCCCCCCUGGCCCCCGCGGCCCCCCAGGAAACACUGGCAAAGACGGACCCCGUGGCCCGACAGGAGAGGCAGGUUUUCCAGGUCGCGAUGGCUUUGAGGGAGCUGCUGGAAUGCCUGGGAAGCCGGGUGAGGACGGAGAGCCCGGUGAACCUGGACCACAGGGUCCUCCUGGACAGAGGGGAGAGGCUGGAAUUGGAGAGAAAGGGGAACCAGGCAUGGAUGGGCUGCCUGGAUUCAAGGGAGACAAGGGGGAAACAGGAGAGCCAGGACCCCAGGGACCAAUGGGUUAUCCUGGGGAAAAGGGCACCUCGGCCUCCUCCGACAUCAUAGACUUUAAUGGGAAACUUCUGGACGCCUUUCAGGCCAUCAACACCAUCAGUGUGUCGGGUCCGCCUGGGCCACCUGGACUGCCUGGGCCUCCAGGGGAAAAGGGAGAACUUGGGUUACCUGGACCAGCCGGAGUUGAUGGAGAAAAAGGACCUAAAGGUGGCGACGGUGACACAGGUGCUCCAGGACCAAGAGGAGAGAAGGGAGAGAUGGGUUUCACUGGGCCCACAGGCGUGGACGGGCAGAAAGGAGAGAAGGGUGACUGCAAACUAGAUGACAAUUUGGUUCAGAUGAUUUCCCAGCCAGGUCCACCGGGUCCACCGGGAAUGCCAGGGUCUCCAGGAUCCAUGGGCCUGCAUGGGAUGCCUGGUCCAAAGGGUGAACCAGGAUUUGGAAUGAAGGGCGAGAAGGGGGAAAUUGGAGCAUCUGGAUACAGAGGCACAGACGGUCACCAGGGCCCCCCUGGAUCUCCUGGGUUAGUGGGUCUUCCUGGAGCAAAGGGUGAAAAGGGCAGACCAGGAGAACCUGGACUCGAUGGCUUUCCAGGAAUGAUGGGGGGAAAAGGAGACAGAGGCGAGAGGGGGGAGAAGGGCGACAGAGGGUCAGUAGGAAAGCGCGGCCUGAAAGGUCAGAAAGGGGAGCAGGGUCCUCCCGGUCUGGACCAGCCUUGUCCUGUGGGCUGUGCUGAGGCUAAAGCUCCUCCUGCUGAAGCCACUCCCUCUUCCUCUCUGCCUCCUCUUCCUGACGCACCUUGUCCUUUGGGACAUGAUGGUUUGCCAAUACCAGGCUGCUGGCACAAGGGGAAUAUUGAGGAGAUGGCAAGGCAAAAGCUGAAACGCAAGCGACUUUCUCAGCCUUGA
Knipowitschia caucasica is the source of this 1746-nucleotide messenger RNA. The record is from the annotation of a GenBank genome assembly. NCBI's taxonomy places the organism in Eukaryota, Metazoa, Chordata, Actinopteri, Gobiiformes, Gobiidae.